AUGGAUGGAGUGGCUGGAGGUGUGGGUACCCCCAGCAGCGGCGGGGGGUCUGGGGGCGAUAGCCUCCCCAGACGUAACGGAGGGGACUCGAAGAGGCGCAGUAAGGGCAGCCUGCCCUCCCCGGGCUACAGGCUGUCCCAGGCCUCACUAGAAGGGGAAAGGGGCUCCUUCGGGGGAGAUAGCACUUCCUUAAGUGGACGCGGCCGUCGCCUCUCCAUCAUGAGCUCCUCCACCAGAGACGGCCUUCCCUUCCGCACAGCAGGCACCCCAACCACCCCGGUGCCCCUGCCACCUCCACCACCCGCCUCCUCUGCCACAGCCCAUCCUCCACCACGCUCAGUGGGCUUUGCCUCGUCCAGAGCCGCCCUAGCCUCCACCUCCUCCACUGGGACUGGAGUGAUGGUGGUGGCCACCGGCCUAGAGACCACCACCACCACGACCUGCAACACCACUGCAGCAGGGAGCCCUGAUAUGAUGGGUCAGAUCGGAUUGGGUGGCUUUGGCAUGGGGCUGGACGGAGAGGACUACAGCACCUCCAACCAGAGCACCUUCAUCCAGAGACAGUUUGGAGCCAUGCUUCAGCCGGGGGUCAACAAGUUCAGCUUGCGCAUGUUUGGAUCCCACAAAGCUGUGGCACUGGAGCAGGAAAGACUGAAAUCAGCAGGGGCGUGGAUCAUACAUCCCUACAGUGACUUCAGAUUCUACUGGGACCUGUUGAUGUUAAUGUUGAUGAUGGGGAACUUAAUCAUCCUGCCAGUGGGCAUCACUUUCUUUAGAGAGGAGAACACUCCCUCGUGGAUCAUCUUCAACGUGGUCUCGGACACUCUCUUCAUGGUCGACUUGGUUCUCAACUUCAGGACCGGCAUCAUCAAGGAAGACAACACUGAGAUACUGCUAGACCCCAGGGCGAUUCGCCAGAACUACCUGAAGAGCUGGUUCCUCGUGGACUUUCUGUCAUCCAUCCCGGUGGACUACAUCUUCCUGAUGGUGGACAGUCUCGACACCGAGGUCUACAGGACAGCCAGGGCACUGCGCAUCGUCCGCUUCACCAAAAUCCUGAGCCUGCUUCGGCUGCUCCGCUUGUCUAGACUCAUCCGCUACAUCCACCAGUGGGAGGAGAUCUUUCAUAUGACCUAUGACCUUGCCAGUGCCAUGGUAAGGAUAGUUAACCUGAUCGGUAUGAUGUUGCUGCUGUGCCACUGGGACGGCUGUCUGCAGUUUCUGGUCCCCAUGCUGCAGGAUUUCCCUCCUGACUGCUGGGUUUCCAAGAACCUGAUGGUGAAUGACACAUGGGGCAUUCAGUACUCCUAUGCUCUAUUCAAAGCCAUGAGCCACAUGUUGUGUAUCGGGUAUGGUGCCCAGGCUCCAGAAGGGAUGACUGAUGUGUGGCUCACCAUGCUCAGUAUGAUCGUAGGUGCCACCUGCUAUGCCAUGUUCAUUGGCCAUGCCACCGCUCUCAUCCAGUCAUUGGACUCCUCGCGACGACAGUACCAAGAAAAGUACAAGCAGGUGGAGCAGUACAUGUCAUUCCAUAAGCUUCCUGCAGAUGUUCGGCAAAAGAUCCACGAGUACUACGAGCACCGCUUCCAGGGUAAAAUGUUUGAUGAGGAGAACAUCCUGGGAGAACUCAGCGAGCCACUCAAAGAGGAGAUAGUGAGCUUCAACUGCCGCAGCCUGGUGGCUAACAUGCCACUGUUCGCCAACGCUGAUCCCAACUUUGUGACUGCCGUGCUGAUCAAGCUCCGCUUUGAAGUGUUUCAGCCUUCAGACUUUAUCAUCCGUGAGGGCACAGUUGGGCGGAAGAUGUACUUCAUCCAGCAUGGACGAGUCAGUGUGCUGACCCGUGGUAACAAGGAAACCAAGCUAAGCGAUGGGUCUUAUUUUGGAGAGAUCUGUUUGCUGACUCGUGGACGGCGGACAGCCAGCGUCCGUGCAGAUACAUAUUGUCGUCUGUACUCUCUCAGUGUGGACAGCUUUAACGAGGUGCUGGAGGAACACCCGAUGAUGCGGCGUGCAUUUGAAACUGUUGCUGUUGACCGACUGGACCGUAUCGGCAGGAAAAACUCCAUGCUCCUGCGUAAGUCAUCCCAGGGUGGUUCUCUGGGGGGCAGUAUGGGUCGUGGUGGAGGUCGGGGUGGAGGUCCAGGAGCCGGAGGAGGCUUGGCAGCAGGCAGCCUUGGUUCCUGUGACAGCAUGCUGGUGCAGCAGAUUGUCAAACACGACAGCAUGCCGGCCAUGCAGGAUGCCAUUGCGGCCGCUGCUGCAGGAAGAGGUGGAGUCAUGGGAGGAAGUGGCACAGUGUCUCCUCGGCCACGCCCGGUCAUCUGGGCACCGCUGGUCCAUGCCCCUCUGCAAACUGCAGCUGCCACCAGUAAUGUAGCCAUCGCCCUCAUGCACCAGCAGCAGCAACAACAGCAGCAGCUCCAGCACUUGCAGCAGCAUGCACUUGGUGGUACUUUCUUCCUGCCCUCCCCUCUUGUCUCUCCCUCUCCCUCCUCCUCUUUCCCUCUGUCUCCUCCUCGUGCUCCUGUGUUACAGCCCCUCCGCCCCUCUGUGAGCUCACUCAUCGGAAUGAUGACGAUGGGAGGGAUGGGUGGUUUGUCCCCAAGAGGUUUUCCUGCCUCUCCCUCGAGCAUGGGCCCUCCUGGUGGAGUGACAUCGCCCCCUAUUGCUAAAACUCCACCCACACAAGCCUCCUCUGUUGCGACUUCCAUACAACAAGGAAGGACUCUUCAUUACAGCCUCCGCCUCCAGGCUGAUCAUCCCUCUGUGAUUGCUGGAUCACUUGUAACCCCAACUCCACCCCUCCACAAGGUCACUACCACCAACCCCCCUGCUGCUUCUGGUGCCCCGUUAGAUGGCAACACUUCUGUCACGGGCCAGCAGGGAGCAAAAGAAGCUUUGUUACGUCAUGGAGGAAGCAGCUCUCAGUGUCUCCCAGCGCUGGGCAGACUAACCCAGGAGGCCAGGCUGCUGUCGGCCUCGCAGCCCACUCUGCCUCACCGCUCCUGGGCUGGAGUGCAGCCACACCCGCCUCUCCACCGCAAGGCCUCUGGUGGCAAUUUGCUGCCAGCUCCUUUCUUGGUAGGGCAAUUAGCCAGGGGAAGCAGUGCGGGCAUGCUGACUUCUAACGUUCCAGUACAGGCGGUGACAAAUAUACCGUUUAAUGUGCAAACACAAGCACAGGCCACAGUUCCUAUUCAGCCCACAGCCACAUACACACAGUCUGUACCCACACCUAUGGCUGCACACAUGCCUUCUGUAGCUUCUUUGCCAUCUUCCUCCCCUCCAAAGCAGACUCCGCUCUCCUCUGCCACCCCUUCACCUGUACCCACCCCCUCGUCUCCUACACCUAUACUCUCCCAGCCACCACGUCCUAAACCAAUCCCAAUGACCGCCUCUCGUUCCUUCUCUCCUCCUCCUCCUUGCUCCACCCCUCCUUCAGCGGGAACACACCCGCUGUCGCUCUCAUCAACUCCUCGUCCCAAACCGCUCCAUACACCCUCUCCCCGCUCUUCCUCUCCCUCUCCUUCCUCCACACCGCCUCCAUCUUCUGUUUCUGCCCCUGUUCCCCUACCUCAAACUUAUGGGCACAAGUCAUCUCUCACCUCCUCUUCUCCCCCUUCCUCCUUGGUAACUUCUUUACCACCGCAUCCCCAAAGCCCCCGAGCCAAGGCAUCCAACACACCUCCCUCUGCUUCUCCACUGUCUGGCCCCAGUCCUGCUCCAACCCCAAUCCCCUCUACAAUACCGACUCCCACUCAGACUACCCGCACCCGCACUUCUACCCCCUCCCAAACGCCUGGACUUACACCUGUUACUCCUAGUCAGACCUUUACUCCUUCACCUUCCCCCUCUCCCAUCCCUGUUACAUCUGUCCCCUCCCAUAGUAAGUCCCAGAGUCCAACCCCUUGUCUCCAGCCUUCUGUCUCCAGCUCAGCCAAAGGCCCUACCUCGAGCCAGAUCCCAAAACAGGCCUCACCUCUAACCCCAACUCAAACUGCAUCCCCCACCCCAGCUAGCACUAGCUUUCCAACUAAAGUAACUUUCUCAGUUCAUCCUGUGAAGCAAACCCCUCUUGUUGUAACUCAAAGCCCCACUUCAGGCUCUGGUCAUUCCACCAAAACAACCCCAUCCUCAACAACAUUGAAGAGCUCCACUAAUCCCUCCUCUCUGACUACCACCCCUUCCUCUACCAUCACCUCUCCUAGUAUCCAGUCUGCCUCUGCUCAUCCCCCAAAACAAAUGCCAUCCACCACAGCUGCCCCUGCCCACUCCUCAAAACUCAAUACAACCUCUACCCCUGCCCAGACCUCUCAGGCAUCCACCACUACCACCCAGUCAGCACAUGCAGCCACCCCUGCCAACACCACCUCCCCUAAAGUUGGGAAAAAGGACCCUCAGCUGCCACAGGCUAAAAAAGACUCAGAGGGACUAAGACACAAAUUGCCCGCCAACAUGUAAGAAAGAUCAAGAAGAAAAUCUUAAAGGACUUAAACUAGCCGUUACUGAUAAGAGGAGUAAUGGAUAUACAGAGUUGUGUCAGAGUUGGCACCAGACGUCCAAUGAUCUCAUGUGGACAGGUACAUCUUGUUUGCAUUCACUCUAGGAUGUGAUUGUCUUAGAACAUCAGGUGUUCAUGUGACUCUCAACCAAGCCACUGAUCGAGGAUACAGACUCUUUAUGGGCCUGUUGAGUUGUAGGUGCAGGCAAUGGUUCGAGUCUAAAAAAAACAUCCAAAUGUAUACAUACAUAUCUGUGUUAGUGAUUGUUGGAGCAAGCAGGGGAGCUGAAGUGGAAACAGUAAAAUGGGAUGGAAGCAAUAGCUGAGAGUCAGAAAAAAAAGGUAGUAUAUGUGAAAAGUCUCCAUUUUCUUGACAAUGGAAACAGCAAUACAUGUGAAACACUGAACACUCUCCUAAUGUGACAGGAAAUGACCUUGACAAUAAUAAUAAAUGUGAGAAAAUAAUAAUCUUCCUGCUGUUGGGAAGUAAGUCUACUGUGAUGUCAGUUUUAAAUGCAGGCAAUAGAACAGACACGUCCUGGUUUCCAGCUCCAACCCCCUCUUGCUUCCCAUUCUGCACCAAAGUGUAAUAUUUUCUCAUCUGAAUAAUAAGAAUUAUAAGGAUAUAGAGUUUAAAAAUCACUGUAAAGUCGAUACUCAUAUGAAUUUGAAUAAUUAGGAGCAGUCCACUGGUAGUUUUGUUGUCCCAGGUGUGUGGUGUUUAGUUUUUAAACAAAGACAAAACUUUUAAACCUACAUGUUCACUCUGACGACUUCUGUAAAUUGUGUUUUUUGUGUGACAAACAAUCCUGCUCUGCUCUGCUGUGCUGACUAGAUUUUGUUCCACCCGGCUCCCUGUACUGUAAAUACGUGCCUCUCUGUGGGUCUGUUGUAUGCUUCCUCGCUCCUCAGCCUCUGAGUCUUUCAUCUGUUGUCUGUCUCGCUGCCUUUCAUCUGAUUUCACAGCUCUGGUCGCUAACUGUUUCUUUGACGCUCACAGACUCUCUCCCUAUCUCUCGGUUUGCCCGACACUUGCCAUCAGCCUCAUGUUCAGUUUGCUCCUCCUUCUGUUGCCCUACGACAUUGUUUUAGCGCCAUUUCCAGUGAUGUUUGAUGUUUUG
This is a messenger RNA of Morone saxatilis (striped sea-bass), 5625 nucleotides long. RefSeq names its product potassium/sodium hyperpolarization-activated cyclic nucleotide-gated channel 2-like. Gene Ontology annotation, cellular component: membrane. NCBI's taxonomy places the organism in Eukaryota, Metazoa, Chordata, Actinopteri, Moronidae. Bases 1 to 4464 code for a protein of 1487 amino acids. The transcript is spliced from 9 exons. The record is from RefSeq and is a predicted model, not a curated record. Gene Ontology annotation, molecular function: monoatomic ion channel activity. Gene Ontology annotation, biological process: transmembrane transport; monoatomic ion transport.